Falco peregrinus (peregrine falcon) is the source of this 1047-nucleotide messenger RNA. RefSeq names its product coiled-coil domain containing 42 (gene CCDC42). The record is from RefSeq and is a predicted model, not a curated record. Gene Ontology annotation, biological process: spermatid development. NCBI's taxonomy places the organism in Eukaryota, Metazoa, Chordata, Aves, Falconiformes, Falconidae. Bases 1 to 1047 code for a protein of 348 amino acids. The transcript is spliced from 7 exons.
AUGGGGAAUUCUCAGUCAGACUGGGAAGUCAGCCAGUGCUUCCCCUUGGAAGUGUCUGUCUCCACUUAUUCAUUAUGUGCCGGGAGGACCUGGGCUCUCUCGGCCCUGCUGGUGGCUGGAGGAAUGGCCACCGUGGACAAAAAGGAACUGUUGGACUAUUUCUGCAUGCAGUACAGGCAGAGCCUCCUGCCCAUGCUCAGGACACGGGGACUGUCAUCAGAGGAUGCCGUGUCCCUGUUUGUUUACCUCCAGAAGAAGAGGAGAGAAGCUAGACUGAUGCAAAAUGCUCUGGAGGAGAAGAAAGAGGCCUUCAAGGAGAGGAUGAAAGCCGUAGCCUGCCGGUGGAGGGGCCUCCACAUCAAGGAGGCUCAGCUGAAAAACUACAAGAAUAAAUUUAGGAAGUUUCUCAAGGAAAAUGAUAAGAAGCGAAUCCAGGCCCUGCAGAAAGCCAUCGGGGAGAGAGAGACGAAGAUUCAAAAGGAGAGUGAGCUUUUGGAAGCCAAGAGGCAACUGGAAAUCCUGAAAAAUAAGCACCAGAAACUCUGCAACAAAGUGCAAAAGUACUCCAUCUUCACCAAAUACCUGGAGGAUGUGGUGAAGGUCUCACAGUUUGAGGAGAUCCAGGAAGUCAUUUGGCGCUACAGGACACUGGUGAUGAAGCACAAGGACCUGCUGCAGUCACAACAGAGGUGUAAGGAAAUGUCUAAACAAGCCAAGGUGUUCCUGGACCACUAUACAGCAGAGAAGGAAGCUGAGAUCCUGCAGUACGAAAACGAACUGGUGCAGCUCCAGCUAUAUCUUGACCAGGUUCAAAAGGACGUCCUCUCCUGGGAGGCUUUCUGGGCUGACCUCCAGAGCAUUAUUGUCAAGGAAGCCCUGAGGCUGAGACACAUCAAGGUGGGCAUCCACAGCCUCUUCCAGCUUGCCAACAUGCAGCUGAAUCUGAACCUGAACGUGCCAGCAGAUGACAGCCACAGACAGCUGACCAUGGUAGAGCCAAGCCAGACUCUUCUCCCCAGCCAGAAGUGGAGCAGUAAUGACUCUUAG